AUGCAUGUGAGACUGCCUGCAGUGGAUCCCUCAAUUUUUUUUUCUUUUCCCGUUGCUUCCCUUUCACUCAGCCUUCGUCGAAUCUUCUUUCCCUCUUUGCUCUUUCUAUUUUCUGAAAACCCUAAGAGGCUGAGAACGGCUCCUCUCUCUCUCGACCUACCUCAUCUUCAAUCGACCUCGGAUCUUUCAGUGAGAGCAUCAGCGUCGGGGCGUCACUCCUUCAUCAAGCUCUCGUCCGCCAGGCACGCACAUCACAGACCUGAGAUCAAUUCUAAUCGUUGCACUAUUGAGGCAGCCGCCAAAACCAUCUCUCUGGCCGAAGAAUAA
Molecule: messenger RNA, 327 nt
Organism: Prunus armeniaca (apricot)
Lineage: Eukaryota; Viridiplantae; Streptophyta; Magnoliopsida; Rosales; Rosaceae
Source: the annotation of a GenBank genome assembly